GCGGGAGGAGGGACCACAACAAUCGCACGGAAAAUAGCUAGACUCUAGCGGAUAAAUUUAGAGCCUACGAGGAAUUUAGAUUUUACUGACGGUCCACCCUCAGUCCCCAUAGAGUCUCAGCAACAACAACAUGGUCGCCACGGAGGAUCUUGACAAGGAACAAUUGAACGUCCUGAAGAGGGCGUUCGAUGCGUUCGCUGCUGGAAAGGGCUACAUCGAGGCCCCUAUGGUGGGGACCAUCCUCUCCAUGUUGGGUCACGAUGUCUCUGAGAAGCAGCUGAAGACCAUCAUCGAUGAGGUAGACGCUGACGGCUCCGGACAGCUGGAGUUCGAGGAGUUCGUUACGCUGGCCGCCCAGUUCCUCGGCGAGGAGGAGACCGUCGACCCCGCCGCCAUGCAGGAGGAACUUAAGGAAGCCUUCAGGUUGUACGACAAGGAAGGAAACGGCUACAUCACCACCUCUGUUCUGAAAGAGAUCCUGAAGGAGCUCGAUGACAAGAUGACUCCUGAAGACUUGGACAGCAUCAUCGAGGAAAUCGACUCCGACGGUUCUGGAACCGUUGACUUCGAUGAAUUCAUGGAGGUGAUGACCGGAGGAGACGAUUAGACUGCAGCAAUGCCUUUCAAAUUCAAAUUCCAGGACCAACCUAUCUGUACAACUAUUUUCAUUAAAUAAACCACAAUACUUUUGUUAA
This is a messenger RNA of Homalodisca vitripennis (glassy-winged sharpshooter), 695 nucleotides long. Its product is annotated as troponin C, isoallergen Bla g 6.0101-like. The record is from RefSeq and is a predicted model, not a curated record. Gene Ontology annotation, molecular function: calcium ion binding; enzyme regulator activity. The coding region runs from base 131 to 607 and encodes 158 amino acids. The transcript has 6 exons. Lineage: Eukaryota; Metazoa; Arthropoda; Insecta; Hemiptera; Cicadellidae.